Ilex paraguariensis (yerba mate) is the source of this 223-nucleotide messenger RNA. NCBI's taxonomy places the organism in Eukaryota, Viridiplantae, Streptophyta, Magnoliopsida, Aquifoliales, Aquifoliaceae. The record is from the annotation of a GenBank genome assembly.
AUGGUGAAUCUGGGUCAAGGAAAUGACAACAAAGGAGUGGAAUCAGUUUUCAUACCCCAAGUUCGUAGUUUGCAUGCAGUUGGGUGUAUGAAUGGGUGUGGUGGCUUGAGCACACCUACGUGCUUUCAUGUGUACAGAGAAAAAAAAAUUUUGGAGGUUCAGAUUGCAAAGGUGUUGCCUGGGGGUGGUAUUCAACCACGAUUUAAGGCCACUGACAGUAUUG